AUGAUUCGGUUGGGAAUUCUGGCGCUUCUCGUGUCAGUAGUUACUUUGAACGGCUACGGGGCAGAACUAGUCGCCAGGGAUUGGUGGCAAAAGGCUGGCUUCUAUCAGAUUUAUCCCCGUUCGUUUAAGGAUAGCGAUGGUGACGGGAUAGGUGAUUUGAACGGCAUAACUUCGAAGUUGUCCUACCUGAAGGACAUUGGAAUCAGAGCGUUCUGGAUGUCGCCCAUCAAUCAGUCUCCCAUGGUAGACUUUGGGUAUGAUAUCUCCGAUUACCGUGCGAUCCAGCCGGAGUAUGGAACUAUGGCAGAUUUCGAAAACCUGAUUGCGGAAGCGAAACGAUUGGGACUGAAAGUGAUCAUGGAUUUUGUUCCAAAUCAUACGAGUGAUCAGCACGAGUGGUUCAUUAAGUCGGAACAGCGUGUGAGUGGUUAUGAAGACUAUUACGUUUGGGAUGAUGGAUUGCCAAAUCCGGCGGGUGGUCGAAACUUACCGCCUUCGAAUUGGCUGCAAGCAUUUCGUCGCACCGCUUGGCAAUGGAGCGAAAUACGGCAACAAUAUUAUUUACAUCAGUUUACCGUUGAACAACCGGAUUUGAAUUACCGAAAUCCGAAGGUGGUGCAAGAGAUGAAGGAUGUUAUACGCUUCUGGUUAGAUAAGGGAGUUGAUGGGUUUAGAGUUGACGCCGUACCUUUUUUGUACGAAGUUACAAAAAAUAGCGAUGGGAUUUAUCCGAAUGAGCCUCCCAGCGGGCUAACGCAGGAUCCGGAUGAUUUUGCUUACCUUGAUCAUAUCUAUACACAGAACCUGCCGGAAACGUUAGAUAUGGUUUAUCAAUGGCGUGAACUUGUCGAUCAAUACCAGCAAGAUAAUGGUGGCGACACGCGUGUGCUUAUGACGGAAGGGUUUACAAGUUUGGAAAUCUUGAAAGAAUAUUAUGUUAGUCCUGAAGGCCGAUUGGGACCUCAUAUGCCGUUCAACUUCGGUUUCAUCACGGUUUUAGAUAAGGAUUCAACUGCAGAUGACUUCAUUGACACCAUCAAAUCGUGGAUGGACAUAGUUCCAAAAGAUGGUGUAGCUAACUGGGUGAUCGGUAAUCACGAUCGACCACGAGUAGGCACUCGUUUCGGAGUCGAGAGAAUAGAUGCUAUAAAUAUGAUUCUCCUGAGCCUACCAGGGGCAACGGUAACCUACCAGGGGGAGGAGAUUGGCAUGACGGAUGUAUACAUUUCCUGGGAAGAUACUGUAGAUCCUGCAGCUUGUAAUGCAGGAGAAGAUUUAUUCGAAAAAACGUCACGUGAUCCUUGUCGAACACCGUUUCAAUGGGACGGCUCAGCAAUGGCAGGGUUUACCAACGGUAGCAAAACCUGGCUUCCAAUUUCACCAAGCUACGAAACUGUUAACGUGAAGGUCGAGGAAGAUUCGCUUCGAAGUCAUCUCAAAGUGUAUAAGGCAAUGAUGAAACUUCGAGCGGGUAAAACUUUUUUACAUGGAGUGCUGAGGCUACGUGCAGUUAAUAACGUUUUGAUUAUUGUCCGUGAGUUGGAAGGAUACAAUACCUAUUUAACUUUUGCCAAUUUGGGCAAUAAUAUUGAAGUCAUAGACGCUUCCGGAUUAGGAAAGACGCUUCCUGCUAAGUUAAGAUACGAAGUUUUAGGACUGUCCUCGCAUAACGUUAAAGGUGGAGCUGUGGCUACAAAUGACAUUCUGAUUUUGCCGAACGAAUCAUUCGUACUGAAUGCACGCAUCUCCCCAGCGGAUCAUCUCAAGGAAUCUAUCUGUGAGGCUUGGUUAGAAUAG
Messenger RNA from Sabethes cyaneus, 1797 nucleotides. Its product is annotated as maltase A1-like. Lineage: Eukaryota; Metazoa; Arthropoda; Insecta; Diptera; Culicidae. Bases 1 to 1797 code for a protein of 598 amino acids. The record is from RefSeq and is a predicted model, not a curated record. The transcript is spliced from 3 exons. Gene Ontology annotation, biological process: carbohydrate metabolic process.